AUGAUUCCGGCUAAGAUGUCCGCGGCACGAGCCGCUUCCCUGCGGUCUCAAGCACCGACUCUCAGAGCAUCUACCCAACGGUCAACUCGGGCUGCCCUUUACUCAUCGGUUGCUGCGCCAAAGCUUGCGCUGUCUAAGAGCAGCCAAGUUGUUCUCCAGACCCCCUCCACAUCGGCAUUCCAAGCAGUGUCGCCGUUCGCCGCUCUCCCUUUGACCCGUUCGUUCCACGUCGCAACAUCUCUCUGGCAACAACAGCAGCAAAAGCAACAAGAAGAAAAGAAGGAAGAACCCAAGUCCGAGGAACAGGGCGAAGAAUCCAAGGAAGAAGGCAAGGAGAAGAAGGAAGAGAAGGCUCCCCCCCCACCCCACGGAGACAAGUCCCCAUGGCAGGUAUUCCGCGAGACCUUGCAGACCGAGUUCAAGGCCUCAAAGGAAUGGGAGGAAUCAACCAAGGCACUCGCCUCCUCCGCUCACCAGUUCUCUGAGAAUGAGAACAUCAAGCGUGCGCGCGCCGCCUAUGAUGCCGCCUCCACCGCCACAUCCUCCAGAACCUCAACGGCCUUCAAGACAACAGGUCAGGCUAUCGGAAAGGGUGCUGCCUGGACAUGGAACACCGGCGUUGUCAAGGGAGUUCGCAAGGGUGUCAAUGCCACUGGAGAGGGACUCGAGAAGGCCACGAGGCCUGUUCGUGAGACCGAAGCAUACAAGAGUGUGAAGGAUGCCAUCGAUGAUGGAAGCAGCUCACGCUACGGUGGCUGGGUGGAGAAAGAGGAGCGUCGCCUGCAGCGACAACGUCGCGAGGAGCUUGAUCGCAAGGCUGGAAAGACUCACUACGUUGAGGAGAGGGUCGAAGAUCCCAACGCCGGCACCAACGUCACUGUUCACAAGGAUGCCGCCUGGAAGGACUCUUGGCGUGACUUCAAGGACUCCAACCCCAUGAUGCAGAGACUCUUCAGCAUGAAGGAGACAUACAACGAGUCCGAAAACCCCCUCAUCAGCACAGCCCGUAGCAUCUCCGAUAAGAUUGGAGGCUUCUUCGCCGAGAAUGAGACUGCCCAGGUCAUCAAGAAGUUCCGUGAGAUCGACCCCAACUUCCAGAUGGAGCCUUUCCUACGGGAAAUGCGCGACUACAUGCUGCCUGAAGUUCUUGACGCCUACGUCAAGGGAGACGUUGAAACCUUGAAGCUCUGGCUUUCAGAUGCCCAAUACCACGUCUAUGCUGCCCUCGCCCAACAGUACACCACCGCCGGUCUCAAGUCCGAUGGCCGCAUUCUGGAUAUUCGUGGUGUUGAUGUUUCCCAUGCUCGCAUUCUGGACCCCGGUGACAUCCCCGUGUUCGUCGUUACCUGCCGGACCCAGGAGAUCCACGUCUACCGCAAGGCCAAGACUGGCGAGCUCGCUGCCGGCACGGACGACAAGGUCCAGCUCGUCACUUACGCCAUUGGAUUGACCCGUAUCCCCGAAGAGGUCAACAACCCCGAAACCCGUGGAUGGAGGUUGAUCGAGCUGCAGAAGGCUGCUCGUGAUUACAUCUAA
Molecule: messenger RNA, 1536 nt
Organism: Penicillium olsonii
Lineage: Eukaryota; Fungi; Ascomycota; Eurotiomycetes; Eurotiales; Aspergillaceae
Source: the annotation of a GenBank genome assembly